UUCUGUUAAAUCAAUAUCUAUAUAGCAAGCUCAGAGUCACAUUAAUUUGGGUACAAUUUCAUGUCUCAUGGCUUCCUUAAUAGAAGAUAUCAACUUCGCUCGCAUAUCAAUUCCUGUAACUAUCAAACAUAAGGAAACAAUCCUUCCGGCAGAACCAAUUCCUGUUAAUAAUGGUGACACUCUCUACCUGUCGAAUCUAGACGACAUUAUUGGUUGUCGAGUUUUCACCCCAACGGUGUAUUUUUACCACUCAACUCCAUCUAGGAGCAGGCAAGUGGUAAAAAAGCUGCGUGAUGCUUUAGCUCUUGUGUUAGUCCCUUAUUACCCUUUCUCUGGAAGGAUUAGGGAAACUAAAAAUGGGAAACUAGAGAUAUUUUUUGGGCCUAAUCAAGGUGCUUUUAUAGUUGAGGCUCAUUCAUCUAUAGCCUUGACUGAUUUAGGAGACCUCUCAUUCCCUAACCCUUCUUGGGCACCAUUAAUAUACAAGUUUCCUAAUGAGGGACCUUAUCAGGUCAUUGACAUGCCUUUGUUGAUUGUUCAAGUGACUUAUUUUAAGGAUGGAGGCUUUAGUCUUGGUUUGAGGAUGUGCCAUUGCCUUUGUGAUGGCAUAGGUGCAAUGCAGUUUUUUAAUGCUUGGGCUACCACGGCUAAGGUAGGAAGCCUAGUUGCUUCCCCUGAACCAUGUUGGGAACGUGAAUAUUUCCUUCCGCGUAAUCCCCCACGCAUUGAGUAUCCACACAUCGAGUUCAUGAGUGUUGUGGAUGGAUCAAGCCUAAGGAGAUCACUUUGUGAUGUGAAGCCGGUACAAAGAUGUUAUAAGGUCACUAAAGAGUUUCAAGAAAAAGUCAAGUCAUUGGCUAAGUUAAACAAUGAAGGUAGGAAUUACACUACAUUUGAUGCUUUAGCUGCUCAUGUGUGGAGAUCAUGGAUAAAAGCCCUAGAUGUCAAGCCCUUAGACUGUGAGCUGCGUCUCACUUUUACAGUCAACACUCGCCACAUGCUUAAGAAUCCGCCAUUAAAGGAGGGAUUCUAUGGAAAUGCGGUAUGUGUAGCUUGUGCGACAAGCAAAGUUGAAGAACUUAUCAAUAAACCCCUCAACAACGUAGCAAAUUUGGUUCACAAUGCAAGGGUUGGUGUUAAUGAGGAUUACUUAAGAUCUACAGUGGAUUAUGUUGAGGUGAAAAGGCCUAAAAAGCUAGAAUUCGAAGGAAAAUUGACAAUAACACAAUGGACAAGGUUCCUACUCUAUGAAUCAGCUGAUUUUGGGUGGGGAAGACCAGCUUAUGCUGGUCCUAUUGACUUGACACCAACUCCUCAAGUUUGUAUUUUUCUUCCUGAAGGAGGAAUCAAUGGUGAUGGAAUGCUUGUUUGCAUUUGCUUGCCUGAAACAACUUGUAAGAUUUUUGAAGAGCUUUUCUGCCUCACUGAUAUAGUUUGAUAGAAAUAUUACAUAAGAGCUUUUCUAUUGCACUUGACCUUGUCAUAAAAAAUGUAAAAGUUGUGAUUGUAAAAUCACUGUGUCUAAUUACAUUAUUUUCCUUGAGCGUUAUCAUGGUAAAGUAGGUUAAUUGCGCAAAAAAUAGAUAACAACUAGGAAAAGGGAGGAAAAAAAACCUAAAUCGAACACAUAAAUUAGGAUUCCAUAUACCA
Molecule: messenger RNA, 1650 nt
Organism: Amaranthus tricolor (Joseph's coat)
Lineage: Eukaryota; Viridiplantae; Streptophyta; Magnoliopsida; Caryophyllales; Amaranthaceae
Product: fatty alcohol:caffeoyl-CoA acyltransferase-like
Exons: 1
Coding region: 68-1438 (456 amino acids)
Molecular function (GO): acyltransferase activity, transferring groups other than amino-acyl groups
Source: RefSeq, a predicted model, not a curated record